This is a messenger RNA of Schizosaccharomyces cryophilus OY26, 1386 nucleotides long. RefSeq names its product glutamyl-tRNA amidotransferase alpha subunit. Lineage: Eukaryota; Fungi; Ascomycota; Schizosaccharomycetes; Schizosaccharomycetales; Schizosaccharomycetaceae. Gene Ontology annotation, cellular component: glutamyl-tRNA(Gln) amidotransferase complex; mitochondrion. Bases 1 to 1386 code for a protein of 461 amino acids. The record is from RefSeq and is a predicted model, not a curated record. Gene Ontology annotation, molecular function: glutaminyl-tRNA synthase (glutamine-hydrolyzing) activity. The transcript has 3 exons. Gene Ontology annotation, biological process: mitochondrial translation; glutaminyl-tRNAGln biosynthesis via transamidation.
AUGGCUCAAAAUUUAGUGAAAAAGUGUAUAUCAGUGGCUGCGAAAGAUGUUAAGGUCAAUUCUUUAACUUCUUUCCAUACUGCUGACUCAAUUAAAAGUGUAAUUAAGGGAUUGGUUAAUAAGAAUACAGCGAAUCUCCCUUUAAAUGGAAAAAUAUUGACAGUAAAAGACAACAUAUGUACAAAAUACUGGCCUACAAGUUGCGGUUCUAGAAUCUUAAAUGAUUAUAUUUCACCCUUUGAAGCUACUCUAGUUAGAACUUUAAAGGAAAAUGGAGGUAUUAUCAUUGGGAAAACAAACAUGGAUGAGUUUGCAAUGGGUACUAAUACUAAUAAUGCAUUGCAUGGUCAAACAGCCUUCCCAUUGAUCAAAGACAAAUCAUACCAAGUAGGUGGGAGUUCUGGCGGAUGUGCAGCAUCCGUUGCGGCAGAUAUUUGUUAUGCGUCAAUUGGUACGGAUACAGGAGGGUCUGUGAGAUUGCCUGCUGCUUACGUCGGGUGCGUUGGCUUUAAGCCUUCUUUCGGAAGAAUUUCUCGUUAUGGUGCUAUGCCUUUUGCCAAUAGCAUGGACACGAUGGGGAUUAUAGCAAAGGAUGUUGAUAGUAUAAUAACCGUAUACGGUUUAUUGAGUCAUGCGGAUCCGAAAGACGCAACGUGUUUAACUACAAAGAUGCGUUCAAAGAUUGAGGCGCAUUGCCAAAAGCAUAAGGUAUCUAAUAAACCUACUGUCAUAGGUAUUCCAACAAAUUGGAACGUCACUGAGACAGACACGGAAGUAUUAUCGAAGUGGAAUGAAUUUAUCUCUUUGCUUAAGUCAAAUAAUUUUGAGAUCAAAGAAAUCCAAUUGCCAUACUCCCUGUACGGUUUAAGUGUAUAUACUACUUUGGCUUAUGCUGAAGGUGCCUCAAACUUAGCUCGAUAUAAUAAUGCCAUCUUUGGAUCAGAUUGCCAAAACCAAGGACGGUCAAUGAAUCCUAGAUCGGCCUUUUUUGGAGAAGAAGUGAAAAAGCGACUAUUGCUCGGAGCUUAUUCUCUUUCCACCGGAAAAAAAACAGGAAUCCAUAGGAAAGCUCAGAUUUUGCGAAGAGCUGUACAAAAAGAAAUGAACGGAUGUUUUCGGAUUCCCUCUUUGCAUGCUCAUGAUCCUUCCGGAGACAUUGAUUUCAUUGUUACACCUUCCUUCUUGAAACCCAGUAUGCCAAUUGGGACAAAGCAGCCUUAUGAUUUUUUGUCUGACAGCAUGUUGGUACCCGCAAACUUAGCAGGCUUACCUUCAAUAAGCAUUCCUUUUGGACAAGUACAUGGUGGUUUACCAAUGGGAAUACAACUAAUUGCUCAAUAUGGCGAUGAUAAUGCUUUGUUAUCUUUUUCUAAAUGUUUUUGUUAA